Xiphophorus couchianus (Monterrey platyfish) is the source of this 6469-nucleotide messenger RNA. RefSeq names its product ATPase phospholipid transporting 11A (gene atp11a). The record is from RefSeq and is a predicted model, not a curated record. NCBI's taxonomy places the organism in Eukaryota, Metazoa, Chordata, Actinopteri, Cyprinodontiformes, Poeciliidae. The transcript is spliced from 31 exons. Gene Ontology annotation, cellular component: plasma membrane; recycling endosome; endoplasmic reticulum. Gene Ontology annotation, molecular function: ATP binding; ATPase-coupled intramembrane lipid carrier activity; magnesium ion binding. The coding region runs from base 79 to 3711 and encodes 1210 amino acids. Gene Ontology annotation, biological process: phospholipid translocation.
GGAAGCCAGCGGUGGUGGGGAAAUAGAAACACAGAAACAGAAGAAGGGAGAAGUGUUGGCAGAGGGAAGACGAGCAGGAUGGGGAUGGAUUUCAGUACUCUCCGGACUCUCAUCAGCCGAUAUUGUGCUGGGGAGGAGAACUGUGUGGACACCAGGACAGUUUAUAUUGGACAUAAGGAGCCUCCUCCAGGAGCUGAGGCGUUCAUUCAGCAGAGGUUUCCAGAUAACAGAAUAAUUUCCUCCAAGUACACUUUUUGGAACUUCAUCCCCAAGAACAUGUUUGAGCAGUUCAGGAGAGUGGCCAACUUCUACUUUCUCAUCAUCUUUCUGGUUCAGCUAAUCAUUGACACUCCCACAAGUCCAGUCACCAGCGGGCUGCCGCUCUUCUUUGUCAUCAUUGUCACCGCUAUUAAACAGGGCUAUGAGGACUGGUUGAGACAUAAAGCAGACAAAGCUGUCAACCAGUGUCUGGUCCAGGUGGUGCAGCACGGGAAACUGAGCCGCAAACACAGUCGCAAGCUUACGGUCGGAGAUGUGGUGUACGUGAAGGAAGACGAGUCCUUUCCAUGCGAUCUCAUUCUUCUUUCCUCGUCUCGAGAUGACGGGACGUGUUACGUUACAACGGCCAGCCUGGAUGGGGAAAGCAGCCACAAGACGUACCACGCAGUUCAAGACACCAAAGCUUAUAAAACAGAGGAAGAGGUCAACUGCAUCCACGCCACCAUAGACUGUGAACAGCCGCAGCCAGACCUGUACAAAUUUAGGGGCAACAUCAACAUUUACAUGGGAAAUGAGCCUGUGUCCAGAUCUUUGGCAUCUCAAAACUUGCUGCUUCGUGGAGCGACGCUCAAAAACACUGAAUACAUCUACGGUGUCGCUAUCUACACUGGCAUGGAAACCAAGAUGGCUCUCAACUACCAGUCCAAAUCUCAGAAGCGAUCAGCGGUGGAAAAGUCAAUGAACGCCUACCUGGUGGUCUACCUGUGCAUCCUCAUCAGCAAAGCCGUCAUCAACACGGCGCUGAAGUACGUUUGGCAGGCCGACCCCAACAGAGACGAGCCAUGGUACAACGAGAAGACUGAGAGCGAGAGGCAAAGACACGUUCUGAUCAGGGUGUUCACGGACUUCUUAGCCUUCAUGGUGCUGUUCAACUACAUCAUCCCCGUCUCCAUGUACGUCACCGUGGAGAUGCAGAAGUUCCUGGGCUCCUAUUUCAUCAUGUGGGACGAUGAGAUGUUUGACAAGGAGCUGGGCGAGCGAGCCGUGGUCAACACGUCGGACCUGAACGAGGAGCUGGGUCAGGUGGAGUACGUCUUCACGGACAAGACGGGGACUCUGACCGAGAACAACAUGGAGUUCAUAGAGUGCUGUGUGGACGGAAACGUUUACGUACCUCAUAUCAUCUGUAAUGGACAGGUGAUGCCUGGCGCUGCUGGUAUCGAUAUGAUCGACACAUCGCCAGGGCCUGAAGCCAGGGAGCGUGAGGAGCUGUUUUUCCGUGCCUUGUGUUUGUGCCACACAGUGCAGGUGAAGGAGGAGGAGACGGUGGAUGGGAUCAAACAUGGCAUCCACCAGGGCAAGUCCUCCUCCUUCUACAUCUCCUCUUCGCCAGACGAGGUGGCGCUGGUGGAGGGCAUGAAGAGGCUGGGGUUCACCUAUCUGCGGCUGAAGGAAGGUCAGAUGGAGAUCUUAAACAGGGAAGAUGAGAUAGAGAGGUUUGAGCUGCUAGAAGUUUUGACUUUUGACUCCGUGAGACGGAGGAUGAGCGUCAUCGUCAGGUCCAGCACGGGUGAGCUGUACCUGUUCUGCAAAGGAGCCGAUUCCUCCAUCUUCCCGAGAGUCGUCUCAGGAAAGGUGGAGCAGAUCAAAGCACGGGUGGAGCGAAACGCAGUGGAAGGCCUGAGGACUCUCUGCGUUGCUUAUCGGCGGUUGAGUCCGGAGCAGUACGAGCAGGUUUGCCACCUCCUGACCAGGGCCAAGUUGGAAUUUCAGGACCAGGACAAGCUGGUGGCCGAGGCAUAUGACCUCAUCGAGAGAGAUCUCAUCCUGCUGGGAGCCACCGCUGUAGAGGACAGGCUCCAGGAGAAAGCUGCAGAUACCAUAGAGUCUCUCCACAAGGCGGGCAUGAAGGUGUGGGUGCUGACCGGAGACAAGAUGGAGACUGCGGCUGCUACAUGCUACGCUAGCAAGUUAUUUCGUCGCAGCACCCAGAUCCUGGAGCUCACCACCAAGCGGACGGAGGAGCAGAGCCUGCAUGACGUCCUGUUUGAGCUGAGCAGGACGGUGCUCCGGCAUUACGGAAGCAUGACGCGCGAUGCCUCCUCUGGUUUAUCCAGCGAGUACAUCGACUACGGCCUGAUAAUUGAUGGCGCCACUCUCUCCGCUGUGAUGAGGCCCAGCCAGGAAGACUCCAACUCAGGGAAUUACAAAGAGAUUUUCCUGGAAAUCUGCCGUAACUGCAGCGCAGUGCUCUGCUGUCGAAUGGCUCCUCUUCAGAAAGCACAGAUCGUCAAGAUGAUCAAAUCGUCCAAAGAGCACCCAAUCACCCUCGCCGUUGGAGAUGGGGCAAAUGAUGUUAGCAUGAUCCUGGAGGCCCAUGUUGGCAUCGGCAUUAUGGGUAAAGAGGGUCGCCAGGCAGUAAGAAACAGUGACUACGCUAUCCCAAAGUUUAAACACCUCAAAAAGAUGCUGCUUGUUCAUGGACACUACUACUACAUACGCAUCUCUGAACUUGUGCAGUACUUCUUCUACAAGAAUGUUUGUUUCAUCUUUCCCCAGUUCCUCUACCAGUUCUUCUGCGGCUUCUCCCAGCAGCCGCUGUACGACACAGCUUACUUGACUCUCUACAACAUUAGCUUCACGUCGCUGCCCAUCCUCCUCUACAGCCUCAUGGAGCAGCACAUCAACAUAGACAUCCUGAAGAAGGAGCCAACGCUUUACAGAGAUAUAGCCAAGAACUCAUUACUAACGUGGCCCAUCUUCAUAUACUGGACCGUCCUGGGUGUGUAUGACGCCAUUGUGAUGUUCUUUGGUGUUUACUUCCUGUUUAACAACACCACCUUCACCAGCAAUGGACAGCUAAUGACAACCAACACACAGAUGAUGUUUGGAAACUGGACGUUUGGUACUCUGGUCUUCACUGUGCUCGUUUUCACUGUUACAUUCAAGUUGGUUCUCGAUACUCAUUACUGGACGUGGAUCAACCAUUUUGUCAUCUGGGGCUCGCUUGUCUUCUUUGUAGUCUUCUCUCUGCUGUGGGGAGGAAUUAUUUGGCCUUUCCUGAACUACCAGCGGAUGUACUAUGUGUUCAUGCAGAUGCUGUCCAGUGGUCCGGCCUGGCUCAGCAUCAUCCUGCUGAUCACGGCCAGUUUGCUGCCAGACGUGGUGAAGAAGGUGUUCUGGAGGGCGCUGUGGCCAACCAACACUGAACGCAUACAGAGCGCUGAUAAGCUCUACAAGGGCCAGCUGUCAGAGUUCACGCCCCUGGCGGCUCUCCACCCUCCACCCAGGACCGGCGACCACCAGCGAGGCUCUGGAACCCAAAGGAACCCUCGAAGGUCUGAGACCCCAAACAAGAAAAUCAUGUUCACACGCUGGCAAAGAGCGCCAGACUACCGCACCUUCACCCCCUUGCUCAGAUUUACUGACGGCUCCCGACACCCGAGGCCGGGGAACGCCUACAACGGGGCGGGGCCGGAGACCUCAGUCUAAUUUAUUUUGUUUUUUUGGGAUGUUUUGUUUUAUACUUUAUCAAAUAAAAAGGAGCUGAACUGAACAAAAAAGGGUUUGGCUUUAACCUCCCAGAGCCUCUGAGCUGGAGUCGGACAUGUUGCCUCGUUGAGGCUCAGUGGAUUUAACCCGCAACCCUCAAAACAAAGAGACUCGAGAACUGUGAUUUCACUCUAAAAUAUGUGCACUGGCCCUUUAAUAGUAUCUGCCUUCAGUGGCAGCUAAAGUGUACUUCAUCUGUUAUUUCUUUGAACUGUUUUUAAGUAUUGACUGGGAUUAUUAUUAUUAUUAUUAUUCUAAUAAUGACUCAUCUCAUUCUGUCGUCUUCAGCUGCUUCAUCUCUUCCUCUCUCCUUUCUGCCCCGACCUGCCUCUCUCUAGGAAUAACUGCUGUUGGCUGUGUGCAAACAUGUUGUCCAGAAACUCUCCGUAGGGCUCUGCGCGCAGAUCCUACUGCAUUGUAAGGAGACAUGUAGCAGAGAAGGAAAGCCUGAAAGCCCGGAGAAUCAGUUGGUUCUUGUUUGGAAAAAUCUCUGACGCACAAACAAAAGAAAACAAAAACCGACUUUGACUCCACUUUCAAGCUUUCCUGCUACCUGUAGGUAGUGUUGUCUGGUGUCUGGGAUAGAUGUAGGCGUCGUAAAGCUAGAAGGUUUUAUGUUCAGAUCUUCAGGAGUAUAAACGCUCCUUAUUUAGCUGUUAGAGAUUAGAGGUGCACCAAUCCAAUUCAGAUUUCUGGUUUUUAUUGAGACCUGACCUGCAGAUUCCAAAGUUUUCAUUUUAAAUCAAAUUAUUACAAGAUUAUGCCCAUUUUUAUGGAUCAAAGUACAUCUCUUUGGCCUUUUUAUUAUUUAUUUAAACUAAAAAAGAAGUGAAUUGAGGUACAAGAUUUUGCUUCAUUUGUUUAUAGUGAACAGUAGCUGAUUCAGAAUGAUUGUUGCAUCUCUAGUAGAAAUGGUUCAGUGUUGCCUUAUUUGUUUGCUUAUCAAAGCAUCUAAAAAUAAUUCCCAAAUCAUCUUCUAAUGACAAAGAAACUCAAAGUGCCCCAAAGUCUUAAUGCCUUCACUAAAGACUGCCUUCUGAGGUAGGUACCUCAUCAGAUCGCCAAAAAAAGUUUGAUUACAGCUUCAGUAGUAAUAAAACAAACCUAAUGUCAAUUUCAUAAUGCCUUGAUGGUUUAAAUUUUUUUUAUCUAUUUAAGGCACCAAAAGAUCAUUCAAAAUAAUGGAAAUUUAUCAUUCACGCCAUAUGAAAACUUUGACCAUGACUAAAAACUCCAAAGUAUCACUGCAUUUACAACAAGAAAAUGUAAAACAAAAUGAUGAUCUAAAUACAUUUAUUUAAAAAUAAAAUUCAAUAAUUAUUCCUACUGCUGCUUAUUAUGGUUAAAAUUGUGAUUAUAUUGACUGACACAUAGACUCAACCAAAACAUGUUAGGAACCUUUUAAUUUUAGUAGUUUUCAGUUGCUUGUUGCACAAAAGAAACACUUUUUUAUUAGGUUUAAGUUGGAGUACCUUUGGGAGUGCAAGUUGAUUUUUAGAUGGCUGAUUAUUCUAGCUUUCUUCUCGGGUAGCUAGCCUGCAGUCUGCUGCUGAACAGACAUGUUGCUGCCAGCUUGUCAGAUCAGCAAAAUUCCCUUCAUAGAGGAUCUUUGUAGCAGAGUGCUCGCUACAUCGCCUCACACCCAUCUGAGUUAUUAACUCGGUCAAAGUCAUUUUUGGUCAAGAAAACGGCCGUCUAGAUGGUGCCAUUACAGAUGUGAGGUCAUAUUCCAUAUUUGGACAUGCUUCCUGUUCUCAAAAGGCUAUUUCUUUUGUCAGAAUUGUGCAUUUUAAAAUUACUUUUCUGCUUUGGAAACUAAUAAAAUGACUGAUUAGCAUUUUAAAAAAAAUGAUUUUUAGGUGUUUUUGCUCUAAAUAGGAUUCGAGUUUAUUACUAAUUCCAGUAAAAAAGUGGCCACACAAACCUAAAAAAAACUUGAAUAAAUUUAAAAAUGAAACAAAUCCCCAACUCCCAAAUAGUGAGAUUAAAGUCUACUGUAGUUAAAUUCUUUUUUUUUUUUUUUUCAAAAGCCACAAAAUAAUGUUACAAUUCUCCUCUCUCUUUGUAGCUGUGUCUCUCUUUUUCUCUUCUUCUGUGCUGGUGAAACGCUGUGGAAGGUUUCCCACCUCUGCUACAGCCUCCUCCAUCUGUCUUAUCGUCGUCAUCAUCACCAUCCACUGUCCCCUCCUGCUCCUCCUUUGCCACAUUCCUCCGUUGAUUCAUCUCUCCAUCAAUCACGAGACAGAGCAGAGAUGCUGUUUUGAUGACUUGAUUAGGACCUCGAUGAACCAAAGCCUUGUUGCUGCUACAGUAGAGAUACUUUUAGCUGCUUUACGUUAGGUGCCUUGUGCUAGUUUAUGAAAUAAAUGAUUGUUUAAAUGCUUUACGGUGCAUUAAUACGUGUUGGUGGAGCAUUUGGAUGGUACAGAGGCUCUGCAAAGCAUGGCUGCAUAGAUGCAAACAUGGAUAAAUAAGUUUAAAAGCGAGUUUAAGUUGACUCAGUCGGUGACCAAAUUAGCUGCGACUUCCACCAAAACAUUAUGACUGCUUAGUAUCUGUUUCUGUAUUAUUUUGAUCCCUGUCUCUGAGGCGUUUGUAUUACUUUUAGUUCUGUAAAGGACAUUUUUGUGAAACAUUAUGUCUGCUGUCUUUGUUUUCUGCUUUAACUCUUAAAAUUAAAGCAAAUGCCUGAUUUUUA